Molecule: messenger RNA, 1885 nt
Organism: Brassica oleracea var. oleracea
Lineage: Eukaryota; Viridiplantae; Streptophyta; Magnoliopsida; Brassicales; Brassicaceae
Product: vacuole membrane protein KMS1
Exons: 8
Coding region: 303-1556 (417 amino acids)
Source: RefSeq, a predicted model, not a curated record
UCACUAAUCUCUAUCUACUGUUGCUUUGAUCUCAACCUAAACCCACACGUCACGUUACAAAGAAGAACCCAAAACCAUCUUUGUUUUUUCAAAUCAGAAAAAAAAUCGUUUCUUUUUGUUUGCAAGCAAUCUUAUAUAUUUAUUUUUUCUUACAGCCUGCCCAUCGUGAAUCAGACCGUGCCCAUUGUUCAGAUAUCCUUCCGAACAUUCGAAUCUAUGUUUAAAAUCCUUUCUUUAUCCUCUUUUAAGAUAUAGUAGUUGGUGGUGACCCAAACAGAGAGAGACGCAUACGCACAGAGAUUAUGGGAUCCGCCGCUGUAGCGAGUUCGUCUUCUUCUGAUGCUGCCAUCUCAGCUCUGCGUGAGAAGCAUGAGAAGGAAGUAGAGAAUCUAACACUGACCUCACAACCUUUGAGUACAUUGAGCUUGUUUGUUGAGGCUACUGUUCUGUACUUCAAGCGAUCGGUAUUGUAUCUGCUUGCUCAUGGACGUUGGUUCAUGCUCCUGACCACUUUUUUGGUGGCAUUUGGAGUUUUGCUUGUGACUGUUGAUGGACCUCAUGGAAAACAUGUUGAAGAAGUAUCAGAGUAUGUCCGAUACAGCUUAUGGUGGAUAACACUUGGCGUCGCCUCUUCUAUUGGUCUUGGAUCUGGUCUCCACACUUUUGUUCUCUAUUUGGGUCCACACAUUGCGUUGUUCACUCUUAAAGCAACCCAAUGUGGCCGUAUUGAUCUGAAAUAUGCACCAUAUGAUACCAUACAGUUUAAACGAGUUCCCUCGUGGCUCGAGAAAUCUUGCUCAGAAUUUGGUCCUCCUCUAAUGGUAUCAGCUGCUGGAUCUCGUGUUCCACUAACCAGCAUAUUACCACAAGUCCAGCUGGAAGCGAUUCUAUGGGGUAUUGGGACAGCUCUUGGGGAGCUUCCUCCAUAUUUCAUCUCAAGGGCAGCUAGUCUUUCUGGGAGCACAGUGGAUGGAAUGGAAGAGUUAGAAGCUUCAUCAUCUGAAGAUAGUGGAUUUAUGGCGGCUAACUUGAACCGCGUUAAGCGUUGGCUAUUAACACAUUCACAGCACUUGAACUUCUUUACCGUCUUUGUUCUUGCUUCGGUCCCAAAUCCUCUGUUUGACCUCGCUGGAAUAAUGUGUGGACAGUUUGGCAUUCCAUUUUGGGAAUUCUUUCUGGCCACUUUAAUCGGAAAGGCGAUCAUUAAAACUCAUAUACAGACAAUAUUUAUCAUAUGUGUCUGUAAUAACCAACUGCUGGAUUGGAUGGAGAACGAGAUGAUUUGGAUACUAAGUCAUGUACCUGGUUUGGCUGAUGUAUUGCCUGGACUCAUCGCCAAACUCCACGCCAUGAAAGAAAAGUAUAUUGACGUGUCACCUCCUGUUCCAUCUCAUAUCAAGGUGAAAAAAUGGGAUUUUUCGUUUGCGUCGAUCUGGAACGGGAUAGUGUGGCUAAUGCUCCUCAACUUCUUCGUGAAGAUUGUGACAGCAACUGCACAGAGACACUUGAAGAAGAAGCAAGAGAAAGAAGUAGCUGCUUUGACUCAUUCUGAUUGAUCAAGAUACCUUUUGAGCCAAACCUCACCAUCUGUUCUUCCUUAUGCCCCAACAUUAAAGCAGCCAUUAUCCAGAUUUAGAAGAAAGGUAUAGAAAAAAGCAGCUUUUCUUCUAAUGUUUACACAUUUUUCUCGUGGUAUUUGUACUGUAUGGAAGGAGAAGGAUGUGUUUAGGAGGUGGAAUUGGGAUUGUGAGAUUGCAUUGGAUGCUUAUUUUAAUCCUGCGAUUCUGCAGUGAAGGUUUUGUGGGAAGAACUCAAAAAAACAAAAGCUUAUAGUCGUUAAUUUGUUACUCUGCUUAUUUAAAUUGAAACUAGUGUUAAUCUAUUA